AUGGAGCUGUUGGCUCGAAAUACCACGUUAGAGGAGGUCCAGGCCUAUGUCCUCCUACGUCAAUCCACCUUGAGCGCUGACGACAAAAAGCGCAUCUUGCUGGAACAUGAGGGCGAGCUCAAAUACAAACCUGUGGUCAAAUCGUUUCGAUUGCUGGGAAGCAAGUUUUUCAGUGAGUUCCAAACGGGACGAUCCAUACAGAAGACAAAGGUGUAUGAGGCCAAUGUUUUGGAACAGUCAGAGGAUCAAGAAGGUGGUCGAAGUUUUGAAUCUGGUCUUUCUGAGCGUGCUUUUCACACUCAGGUCGACGAUUUUGACCCCGAGCUGGACCAGGAGUUUUUGGAGACCUUGAUUGCCCAAGAGGACGCGGAUGCGCUCACUGUGUCUACUUUUGAAGGUGAAUUUGAGGAAUUUCUUCAAGAUACCCCUGAAAUGUUUGAAGCCCUCACCAGUUACAUAGAAGCCAGAUCGAAAUUGGUGGAAAAGAAGAAAAGCCGUGGAUUUUGGCCCAUCAAGGGUAAGAGCAAGAACCACAAAGGUCGUGGAAAGGGUUUUGGCAAAAGAUCUCGGGAUAAGGAUGCUCUUCUCCUUCGUAUCUCCAAGAGUCAUUGUCGACGAUGUGGAGCUUUGGGACACUGGAAAGCAGAGUGUCCUCAAGCUGGUAGCAAUGAGAAAUCCCAAGGUUCAAUGCCUUCCGCCUCAGCCAACGUGGUGUUCGAUGAGAGGCCUCAGGAAGUGAUCAAUUCAUGCGCCGAGUUUGAUGAAGUUUUUUCUGAGGAUGAUGAAUAUGAAAUGCCUGCCACAGAAACCAGCCUGCAUUCGAGUCAUGCCGAAGCCGUGUGUUUCAUGCUGUCUCAUGAGUGUCGAAGUUCAGGGGUUGUCAAUCUCAGUAAAAGAAUGUCCAACUUUAACAAGCACAGGAAUCAGUUUGGUAAGGUUUUGCAGAAACAUGUUCAGGAUGAUUCGCACAGCUUGCCCAGGAAAUUUCGUGACUCAGUGAAGCCCAGCACAGCAUGCCGAACGUCCAAUGCAUCCGAUGCCUUUGAGAUUUCGACGUCCAUGCCAGUGUACAGUAGCCUUGAGUCCUUUUGCACACAUGCCAUUUUGGAUACAGGUGCAAGCCGUUGCAUCAUCGGUGAAAAAACGCUUGAGAAGCUGAAGCAAGCUUUGCCUGGCAACUUAGCCGAAACCUUCCGAAAGCAGACCAGUCAAGUCAAGUUCCGCUUUGGUAAUAACCAGACUUUGACUAGUCAGUAUGCAAUCCAGAUUCCUUUGAAGCAUGUUGAUAACAAGAAACACUGGUUGUCAGUUGAGGUGGUUCCAGGUGCAACUCCAUUUUUGUUUUCCAAGCGUGCGUUCAAGAUGUUGCAUGGAUCUUUGAACUCCAAAACCGAUCAGUGCCACAUGUCCAAAGUUCAAAAGACACCCAUUGCAUUGGCCACCAGCCCAACUGGACUGUACCUGAUCAACAUGUUGGACAUUUGUUAUUUCGACGAGAUUGCCAUGUAUCAAGAAACAAUCACGAUGCCGCCAAUGGUCAGUGCGUUGAAAUCAAUCGCAGAGGCUCUCAUUCAUCUGCUCACUUUGCUCCUGCAGAUCUUCGUGAACCAGCUGGAAAAACAAGAGGUGAUUUCCGAGAUGGAGACCGAGAACAGCCCGGAGACGCACAUGCAACUCCAGGAGAUGAUGAAACAGAUUCAGCUCCAAAGUGUUUCGCUGGAGUCCCUCAAGGACGAGAUCAACAAUCAGAAGAAGACUCCCGAACGCAAGACUCGAGUCAUCAACUCCAGUGCUGCAGCGUCGGCUCCGUCAGGGGGUUCUAUGAUGGUCGUGGCCGGACCACCUACUGGAAUGACCCAACGAAGGAUCAAAACGCCAUCUGUGGUGUCACAGGCGGCCAGCUGGGAAGAAAUCGAAGAAGUGGAGGAGAUUGUGAUCCAACAGAAUCUGCAGAGUGUACCAUUGACCAUGGCAUCCAAUCGAAGCUCACAGGUGCCGCCAGCACCCACCUUGCCGUUACCGGGACAUCUGUCCCUGGAGGAGUGGGGAUCCAACACCAUCAAUUUUGGCCGCAAGCACAAGGGGAAGACCUUUGCCACCGUGAUGCAGCAAGAUCCAGGAUAUCUGAGCUGGAGCUUGGCAAGGUAUGCCAGCCUGAUGCCCGAGCACCAGGACUUCGUGCGCUAUGGCCAGUUGUGGAUGAAAGAGGUGGGCAACGAUCUGUGA
Messenger RNA from Cladocopium goreaui, 2226 nucleotides. The record is from the annotation of a GenBank genome assembly. NCBI's taxonomy places the organism in Eukaryota, Dinophyceae, Suessiales, Symbiodiniaceae.